Onthophagus taurus is the source of this 1263-nucleotide messenger RNA. Its product is annotated as nuclear pore glycoprotein p62. Gene Ontology annotation, cellular component: nuclear pore; nuclear pore central transport channel. The record is from RefSeq and is a predicted model, not a curated record. Lineage: Eukaryota; Metazoa; Arthropoda; Insecta; Coleoptera; Scarabaeidae. Gene Ontology annotation, biological process: protein import into nucleus; RNA export from nucleus. Gene Ontology annotation, molecular function: structural constituent of nuclear pore; phospholipid binding.
UUUUGACGCUUAUGCAUUAACAGUACUGAAAUUGUAUAACUGUCAAAUUGGCUUGUUUAGGUUCGUUAAGGUUAUGUUAAAUUGAUCAUCGAAAAUGUUUUUAAAUCCUAACAACACCGUUUCUGGAUUUACUUUGCCUACAACCACACCGACAAAUACUGGUUUUUCUUUCGGCGCUGGAGAUGCGAAAACUACAAAACCCACCCUUACAUUGGGUACUCCAAUUGCUACAGCAACCACAACUCCUUCUACAGGAUUUAAUUUGGGAACUUCAGCCCCUUCAAAUACAACCCAAUUUAGCUUUACUGGUUUAGCUACAACACCAGCGUCAUGUGCUACUCCAGCGGCUUUAUCAUUUUCUUUACCAACAACCACCACACCAUCUUUGUUUUCUUUAAAUACAUCAAAUACGACUACAACUCCAGCUACGACAACUUCAACAGGUUUUUCGUUAACUAACACGACUUUAGCUGUUAAAUUACCUAUCAGCUCAACAACAACUACUACAAGUAAUGCUUUAACUGGUUUAGCCUCAGGUUUAGCUGCAGUUUCAAGUGCAGUUUCUUUAUCUACAACUUCCGCAGCUCCAGCUAUUUCAACUUUACCUUCUGGUUCUUUAACUUUUACACAACUGGAAGAUAAUAUAAAUAAAUGGACCGUGGAAUUGGAGGAGCAAGGAAAACAUUUUACCAAUCAAGCUAAACAAAUUAAUGCUUGGGAUCGUUUGUUAAUAACAAAUGGAGAAAAAAUUCUUUCUUUAAGUAAUGGAAUAUCUCGUGUUAAACUCUUACAACAACAAUUAGAUCAAGAACUUGAUUUUGUGCUAGCCCAACAAAAAGAACUUGAAGAUUUAGUGGUGCCUUUAGAAAAAGAAUUAUCUCAAAUACCAGUUACUGAUUUUGAUAGAAAUCAAACUUACCAAAUGGCUGAAACUCUCGAUACUCAGCUAAAACAAAUGUCUGAAGAUUUAAAGGAGAUUAUCGAACAUUUAAAUGAAGCGAGUAAAAACCAGGAGCUUUCAAAUCCGGUCACUCAGAUUGGACGCAUCUUAAACGCUCAUAUGAAUUCAUUGCAAUGGAUUGAUAGAAACACUUCUAAAAUUUCCACUCAUUUGGAUCAAAUUUCAAAAAUGCAUGAUAUGAAUAAGAGAAAUCAUGAGAUGAAUUUGCAAAGAACUUAUGAUUAGCAUUAUUUUUUUUUGGUUACUUUGCGUUAAACAGUUUGUAUUAAUAAAGUCAUAAAUAAAUCGUUUCAUAAAUUUAA